Orbilia oligospora ATCC 24927 is the source of this 1014-nucleotide messenger RNA. RefSeq lists its product as uncharacterized. The transcript has 2 exons. Lineage: Eukaryota; Fungi; Ascomycota; Orbiliomycetes; Orbiliales; Orbiliaceae. The coding region runs from base 1 to 1014 and encodes 337 amino acids. The record is from RefSeq and is a predicted model, not a curated record.
AUGCAAGAAUUCAACCCCUCUGUCAUUCUUUCGCCGGAGACUCUGAAGACACUUUCGACUCCGCUCUCAGUCCUUUGCUUUCUAUUUUUCUACCUAUCACUCGCCAGCUUCAUCUUUGCAACCUUAGAAACGAUCCUAGGAAUUGUUAAGAAAGAUGACCAGAGUGCAAGUUGGUGGAGGCGCUCGAGGCUAGUUGCCCUGACAUAUUCUCAGAUGUAUCUUUCUCAGCACUUCCUUCGCAUUGUCACAUCAGGCAAGCCGGGCACCGACGAAUCGGAGAAGAGCUUUUGGAUGGCAUCACAAACGAUUGCUGCUGGAGUUGUAAUGUUUUCAGUGGUGAAACUACAGAAUACAACUGAAAGGUUGCUCAUAGGACAGUGCUAUAAGUUGGAGCGCCCUCAACUAGCACAGGUGGUUCUGACUUCGAUCGUGUCUUUCAACAUCCACCUUGUUGCCGGGCCGCUUGCUGCGGCCUUGACCGCAGCUGCAUUACUAGUUUCCUUGGAUUGGAGGAUCCUAAUUUUGCUUUUCGAAGGAAUUGCUAGCUGGAAAGCUUCAAGGGGAAACCAAUUGGCCGACUUAACCUGGGGAAUGCUUCAUGUACUACUUGCAGUGGGUUUACUCCGAGCAGUGUAUAAUUUCGACAAGCAAGAGGGCCAAAUUGCACUUUCCGCCGAUGAAGAAAGUGCGCUAGAAACUGUAGCAGAUGAGAAACCAGAGGCGGAGGUCGAUAUCCUGAAGCCUUCCACAUCUCUGCCUACCAGCCGACUGUUCAUCAUGCUUUGCGUCUUGAUCAUUUUCGUAGGAGCUGUUGUUACGACCAUUUUCUUUGGGUUGGAAAAGGUUCUUCUUCCUGGGCUCCUGGCGAGCCGUGAUGCCAUGAAUGCCGAGGCGCUGGUUCUUUCACGCAUGUUUACAACAGAGGCCAUUGGAGUUCCACUGGUUGCACUCCUAACAGCCCGGGAAUUAAGUGGGAAUUCGAUUGUUCGAUGCAUUGUUGCUGGCCUCACUUGA